Molecule: messenger RNA, 1311 nt
Organism: Ilyonectria robusta
Lineage: Eukaryota; Fungi; Ascomycota; Sordariomycetes; Hypocreales; Nectriaceae
Exons: 4
Coding region: 1-1311 (436 amino acids)
Biological process (GO): protein neddylation
Cellular component (GO): cytoplasm; nucleus
Molecular function (GO): NEDD8 activating enzyme activity
Source: RefSeq, a predicted model, not a curated record
AUGAGUGUGGAGACUCAAGCAGCAGCCGAUGCUGGCGCCGGCAGCCGAGAUGCGCGAUGGAAGUACCUCGACCACAUCCGCCGAAAUGCCGGUCCUUUCACGGAUCCGGGGGCUACGGAGGAUGAAUUCCUCGCCCAGUUCGAAAAGUUCAAGAUCCUCGGCGCCGGCGGACUAGGGUGCGAGAUUCUCAAGAAUCUCGCCAUGUCGCACUUCAAGGAGAUUCACGUCAUAGACAUGGAUACCAUCGACAUUUCCAACCUGAACCGCCAGUUCCUAUUCCGCAAGGCUGACGUGGGCAAAUUCAAGGCCGAGGUCGCCGCCGAGUUCGUCCAGAAGCGUGUUGAAGGAGUCAAGAUCACUGCCCACAACAACCGCAUCCAGGACUUUGACGAGGAGUUCUACAAGCAGUUCCAGCUCGUUGUCUGCGGCUUAGACAGCAUCGAGGCACGCCGGUGGAUCAACGCCAUGCUUGUAUCCAUUGCCGAAGAGGCCGAGGACCCCGAUGCGAUCAAGCCUCUCAUCGACGGAGGCACCGAGGCUUUCAAGGGUCAGGCUCGGGUCAUCUUCCCUUCCAUCACUUCCUGCAUUGAGUGCCAGCUUGACAUGCACGCCCCACGCGCUGCAGUCCCACUCUGCACCAUUGCCUCGAUCCCUCGACAGCCCGAGCACUGCGUCGAAUGGGCACACGUCAUUGCGUGGGAACAGGAGAAGCCGUUCCCUCAGCUUGAUAAGGAUGACCCGGAGCACGUCAGCUGGCUCUACCAGAAGGCCCUGACCCGCGCCCAAGAGUUUAGCAUUCCCGGUGUCACCUACUCACUGACCCAAGGUACCAUCAAGAACAUUAUCCCUGCCAUCGCCUCUACAAACGCCAUUAUUGCCGCAGCAUGCUGUAAUGAGGCCUUCAAGAUUGCCACCACCUCGGCGCCCUGCCUGGGCUUCGAAAACAACUACAUGAUGUACUCUGGCAACGACAGCAUCUACACCUACACUUUCAAGCAUGAGAAGAAGGAUGACUGCCCCGUAUGUGGUCGCCAGGCCCGCCCCCUCGAGGUUGAUCCCAAGGCUACGCUCCAGGAACUUCUUGACUCACUCGCCUUGCGACCCGAAGCCCAGCUGAAGAAGCCCUCUAUCCGAGCCGAGGGCAAGACGCUGUACAUGCAGUUUCCCCCAAGUCUAGAGAAGCAAACACGCCACAAUCUGGACAAGACACUCAACGAUCUGGGGUUGGAGAACGGCCAGCAGGUCGUCGUCACGGAUCCUGCAUUCCCUCUCGAGUUCAAUUUCUUCCUCAAGUUUAAGGCAGACUCCUGA